Molecule: messenger RNA, 1743 nt
Organism: Cyphomyrmex costatus
Lineage: Eukaryota; Metazoa; Arthropoda; Insecta; Hymenoptera; Formicidae
Product: Odorant receptor 47b
Exons: 8
Coding region: 1-1743 (580 amino acids)
Biological process (GO): detection of chemical stimulus involved in sensory perception of smell; sensory perception of smell
Cellular component (GO): plasma membrane
Molecular function (GO): odorant binding; olfactory receptor activity
Source: RefSeq, a predicted model, not a curated record
AUGCAAGAGAGAGUAACGCUAAAGAAGGCGAUUGCCAUCGUGAAGUUUAGUCUAUUUGUUAUAUGGUUUUGGCCGUUACCAUUAGGCGCGCCUAAAAGCAAAAUUCUGUGCAUAAAGUUGUAUCAAUAUAUCUGUAUAUUAUUAACUACAGGCGUACUAUCGUCGAUAAUAUACGCCCUUGUGAAGAAUACCAAUGAUCUUGAUGUUUUUAUGAGAUCAUCGUUUUCUUUAUUUCCCUGUGGUCACGUUAUUGGCAAUAUUCUGUGUCACCUAGUUAUUUAUCAACGAUUACAAUACGUUACUUUCGAAAUGGAGAAUUUUUGCACACUGAUCAAACCUCAUGAGGAAGCGAUUGUUCAGCGGGAGUAUGUUGACAAGUAUUCCAAUUUUUAUGGUUUUUGCAUAAGUUUAUUCUACAUGAGUCUCUUCGGCCUUUUCGUGGGGCCUAUCAUGCUAGACCAGCCGCUUCCAACGACUGCUGAAUUUCCAUUUGAUGCGUCUCAUCAACCACUAAGGGCUAUCACGUAUAUGCAUCAGAUUUUAAUUGGUCUGUUCAUAUCUGCGCAUUUAUGUGUUAACGCUUUCAUGGCGCUUUUGCUUUGGUUGGCUUCAGCGAGAUUUAAAUUGUUGAUCGAAGAGUUACGAACAAUUACAAAUAUCUAUGAUUUCGCGAAAUGCAUCAAAAAGCAUCAAAAAUUAAUCGAAUAUGCAGGAGAGGUAGCCCUUACAGUUCGACCUUUUGCACUUGUAACUGUAUUUUUCAGUACUAUAGCAUUAAUAAUAUUUGGACUUGUUUUUAUUGCAAGUACGAAUGUAGCACAAGCGGUUUUUGAAAUAGAUUGGUAUGCUGAAUCUGAAUAUUUUAGGAAAAAUUUACAAAUGGUUAUAAUGAGGAGCCAAAAGCCAAUAUUGGUUGUAUUACCAUGCGGUUUACCCUCAUUGUCUUUACGUUAUUAUGCAUCGAAUAUUGCUUUUGAAAUGGAAUAUUUUUGCGACUCAAUGAAUCCACAUGAAGAAAUUGUGAUUCAACGGUACAUUGAUAAAUGUGCCGCAUUCUAUGGUGUGUCUGUGCUCAUUUUCUAUUUUAUUACGAUAGCAGUCACCGGAAUAGUACCUGCCCUGCUACAUCAACCAUUUCCAUUAAUAGUCGAAUAUCCGUUCGAUGUAUAUCAUCAGCCUUUAAAAACAAUUAUCUACGCACAUCAAACUAUAGUCGCAUUCAUAGUAUCGGGACAAUUAUGCUUAAAUACUUUUGUAGCUGCUGUACUUUGGUUUGCAUCAGCAAAAUUUGAAAUAAUAAUCGAAGAGCUGAAGACUUUUACAGAUGUCAAUAAAUUGACCAAAUGUAUUAAAAAACAUCAAAAAAUACUUGAAUACACAGAGGAAGUUAUUCUUGUUGCUCGUUAUUAUGCAUUAACAUGUAUAUGUUGUAGCACGGUCAAUUUAAUAAUACUUGGCGUUUCGUUUUUUAUCAAUCAAUCUCUGAUAUUGAAAUUCAAAUAUACCUUCAUGAUUCUAGCUUGUUUAGCAGAAAUGUGUAUGUUUGUUUGGCCAGCAGAACAUUUGAUUUUCUUAAGCAACAAUAUGUCUCAGGCUGCUUUUGAUAUAGAUUGGUAUAAUCAAUCAAGUAAAAUACGGAAACUUCUGCAAAUUAUCAUGAUGAGAAGUCAAAAAGUGGUGACGAUCGGAGUACCAUGUAUUACACCAUCCAUAUCUUUUAAUUACUUAACAUCGGUAAGAUAG